AUGUAAACAAACGCUACUGUCAGUAUGCGACAGCUUUACCUGACAAUUAAACAUGGAUCCCACGUGCACAUAUUAUAUUUUAAAUAUUAGAUGGCUGACCUUUCUGAUGAUUCGGAUAUAAAUCCGGAAGAAAUUGCACGUAUAGUUGAAGAUAUUGAGAAUCUGGAUAAUAACUUGCUUAAAAGCUCAUUUAAAAAACCGAGCCGUACAAGAAUAGAUAAUGAAAAUUCUACAUUAGCGAGUAAUACGGAUACCAAGAAAAAGGUUCUAUUUAAAGAUUAUAAUAAAGAAGAUCCUUUGGCAGAUUUAAUAUCAGACGAAGAAGAAAUACCAUUACAGCAAAAGAAUGUUAUUACACAAAAUGCUAAAAGUACUUUAAUGGAAAGUUUAUUUGGUAUUAAAACUAUAAAUAGUUCUGUAUCCAGUAUACAAUCAAGCGAUAAACCAAUACUUUCAUUGACUGAUACAAGUACAGAUAAUAUUAAUCCAGUUAAAAGUUCAUUGAAUCAAGAUAGUCAAUUACAUUUAAAAGAUGAUCCUGUUGUUCCUGAAAAUAAACCGUUAAAGCAAAUAAAUAUACAAAGAACGCAGAGUACUUCUUAUAUUAAUGAUAGUACUACAACUAGUACGCAUAAUAAGUUAAAAUCGACGACUGAUAAAUCACAAAAAUCAUUAUUAAUGGAAGACUUAUUUGGAAGUAGACAACGUUCUAUUUCUACACAGAAUAUUAGCACUCAAAAAACUGUUGACAGUAUUGGUACAAAAACAAAUACAGAAUAUACAACAGAUAUUAUCAAAGAAGAUAAUCCAGUUAAAUCUACAACGUUUGGAUAUGCACCUACUACUUCUGUGUCUAGAGAAUCACGUAGAGGAAGAAAAACUUCUAGUAUAAUUAAUGAUCCUUUAGGUUUACUUUCUUCACCUCAACGUGAAUACAAUUCUGAAUUGAAAUCAAAAACAGCUGAAACUGUUGAAGACUCGAAUAAAAACAAAUCAACGAAUCAAGAUCUACCAGAAUGGUUAGGUGGAACAAAGAAAUUAGACAGUAAAAAACAACAGGAAAUUGAACAACCAUCUAUGCAUAAUGCAGAACAGAAUAUUACGCAGCAAAAACAGCCUUUAGAAAAUUCACAAAUACAACAUAACUUCAACAUAAACAAACCAAUAGAGACAGAUAAUAGUGACAUGAAUAAUACAGCUGUACGUAAAGAAGAAUUACCAAUACUAAUUAGUACACAAUUCGAUCAAUAUGCAACAAUUAUGACUAUGCAACAACAAGAACACGAACUAAGAACAGCUGCAACUUUAUCUCAUCAAAAUGAUCAAUUAAAUAAGCUGAUAGAAACUCAAAAAUAUAAAUUGACUGAGCAAGAAAAACAAUUUAACAUGCUUAUUAAAAAACAAAUGGAUAGACAAAUCUUACUUGAAGCACAAAUGAAACAACAGCAAGAACGUAUUAAUCAUUACAUUCAGACAUUGAUAGCACAACCAACAUCAUUGCCAAUACCAAUAAAUUUUUCAACGAAUCAAACUACAGAAGAUAUGCAAGAAGAAAAAGAUAAAAUUAUUUUUGAAAAAUCAAUAGAAAAAUUAGAAUCGGAAAAGUUAUAUCUGGAAAAUACAUUGAAAAGUUUAAACGAUAGACAUGAAUAUGAAUUAAUAAUCCACGAAGAUUCAUACAAAAGGCAGAUUACAUUUCUUCAAGAAACGAUCAAUAAACUUGAAAAGAAAUUUCGUAAUGAAAUAGAAAUUUUACAAAGUGAUUAUGAAUCACAAAUUGAGAAAAUAAAAGCAGAAAAAAUACAAAUAGAAAUGGCGUAUAAAGAAGAAAUAGAAAAUUUAAAAAAAGAACAUGACAAAUCUAUUGAAGAAAUUAGUGAAAGGCAUACUAUGAAUAUAAAUCUUUUGCAAAAGGAACAUUCACAAACUCUUGAAAAUAUAUCAAAAGCUAAAGAAAGAGAAGAUUUAGCAGUGACGUCUGUAACAAAUCUUAAAUCUGAUAUGGAACAAAUGUUACAUAAAUCUAAUAUUUUAAUCAACAAUAUAAAGACUGUACACGAAAAAUUCAAAGAUAAGGAUGAAAAAGUUGAUAAAAUAAAAGAAGAAUAUUUAAAAUCGGAAAAAGAAUACUUAGAAGCAGAAAGACAAAGUUUAGAAAGACAAAAAGGUAUCUUGGAAGAAGAACGCAAAGAAAUUGUAGAAUCAAUGAAAAAACUUGAAUCGAAAUUUGUACAAUUCACAUCAAAUAUUGAAAAGCAAAGUUUGCAACAUAAUGAGGCAGAAGAAAGACUUAAUACAAAAGAAAAAAUAUUAACAAGGGAAAGAGAAUUAUUUGAACAGAAAGUUAUUUGGGAACGUAAACAUUUAGAGAGUUUAAGAGAUGCAUGGUUAAAAGAACAAGAAAGACAAUUAGGAGCAAUUGCACAAGAAAGAGAAGUAGUUAUAACAGAACGUGCAAAACUAGAAGUUUUCGAUAGAUUAAAAUCUGACGACAUGGCAAAGGCGGAGUUGGAAGCUGCUAUAAAGACUGCUCAAAAUGCGAAUAGCCGUGCUAAUCAAGAGAGAUUGAAAUGGCAAGAAAAAAUAAGAGAACUUGAAAUACAACAGCAACAGAUCCAAGAAAAGGAAAACGAACUUAUACUGCGUGCCAAAGAACUUGAAAACUUAACACAGUCUGCAUUAAAAAAAAAGGAUGAAGGAAUAAGGGCAUUAAAACAAGCUCGUCAAAUUGAAGAUCAACAUAAGGAAAGGCUCGGUCAAUUACAAUUACAGCUUGAAGCAUUGGCACAGAGAGAAACUAAAAUUGCAUCUGAGAAAUUACAUUUAGCAAGAGAAAGAUUAGCAUUACGAACUUCUCAAACAGAAAAACCAGUAAAAGACUUAAAAGUUAAUAUUCAUUCUACAUACGAAGAUAUUCCAACAGUUUUAUCAGAAAUUCCUACUUCACAAGUUGUACCUUCUUAUAUGGAGAUUAUCGAUCCACAAUUAAUAAUGCUAAAAUUGAAUUUAGAUAACCAGUUAGAUGUCACCAAUAAAUGCCUUGAAACAAUGGGUAUUUAA
Molecule: messenger RNA, 3060 nt
Organism: Polistes dominula (European paper wasp)
Lineage: Eukaryota; Metazoa; Arthropoda; Insecta; Hymenoptera; Vespidae
Gene: twy
Product: fas-binding factor 1 twitchy
Biological process (GO): cilium assembly; establishment of epithelial cell polarity
Cellular component (GO): centriole; ciliary basal body; ciliary transition fiber
Source: RefSeq, a predicted model, not a curated record